Platichthys flesus (European flounder) is the source of this 3319-nucleotide messenger RNA. RefSeq names its product arg8-vasotocin receptor-like. Gene Ontology annotation, cellular component: membrane. Lineage: Eukaryota; Metazoa; Chordata; Actinopteri; Pleuronectiformes; Pleuronectidae. Gene Ontology annotation, molecular function: vasopressin receptor activity; peptide binding. Gene Ontology annotation, biological process: regulation of systemic arterial blood pressure by vasopressin; G protein-coupled receptor signaling pathway; positive regulation of vasoconstriction. The transcript is spliced from 2 exons. The record is from RefSeq and is a predicted model, not a curated record. Bases 143 to 1393 code for a protein of 416 amino acids.
CGGUUCCCUCUUCGAGCCUCCCCCCGGUGCUUGCCCCGCGCAUGUCGGUGUAACACGGGGUUUGACAGCCUCAGUCUCCGGUGGGGACGGUUACGCACGGGAGGGCACCCGGCUCCGUGAGCCCGGACGGGACCCGCUCACCAUGCUCUUCCCCGGGGAGAGCUCCUGCAACCUCACGGCCGGAAACUGCACCGGAGGCUUCGACUUCCCGCAGCCCCUGGACCCCGGGGCCCCCGCGGGGAACCUCAGCGGGAGGAGGAACGCCACGGACCCGUUCGGACGGAACGAGGAGGUGGCCAAGAUCGAGAUCACCGUCCUGAUCCUGUCGUUCAUCGCCGCGGUGGUGGGGAACCUGAGCGUCCUGCUGGCCAUGCACCGGACCCGGAGGAAGCCGUCGCGCAUGCACCUGUUCAUGAAGCACCUGAGCCUGGCGGACCUGGUGGUCGCCUUCUUCCAGGUGCUGCCGCAGCUCUGCUGGGAGAUCACCUACCGCUUCUACGGCCCCGACUUCCUGUGCCGCAUCGUGAAACACCUGCAGGUGCUGGGCAUGUUCGCCUCCACCUACAUGAUGGUGAUGAUGACCCUGGACCGCUACAUCGCCAUCUGCCACCCGCUGAAGACGCUGCAGAAGCCCACGCAGCGCGCCUACCUGAUGAUCGGCUCCACCUGGGCGGUCAGCCUGGUGCUCAGCAGCCCGCAGUACUUCGUGUUCUCCCUGAGCGAGGUGCGCCCCGGCUCGGCCGUGUACGACUGCUGGGGUCACUUCAUCCAGCCAUGGGGCGCGCGCGCCUACAUCACCUGGUUCACCGCCGGGAUCUUCCUCGUGCCGGUGCUCGUGCUCGUGCUCUGCUACGGGUUCAUCUGCCAAGCGAUCUGGCAGAACCUGAGGUUCAAGACCCGGAGGAAGAGCGUGGGCGCGGUGGCGGAGUCCACGAAGAACGGGAUCCUGGGCCCGAGCUCCGUCAGCAGCGUCAGCACCAUCUCCCGUGCCAAAUUACGCACGGUGAAGAUGACUUUCGUGAUCGUGGUGGCGUACGUGGUGUGUUGGGCGCCUUUCUUCACCGUGCAGAUGUGGUCCGUGUGGGAUGAGACCUUCUCCUGGGACGACUCUGAGAACACCAUUGUGACGCUGUCCGCUCUGCUGGCCAGCCUCAACAGCUGCUGCAACCCCUGGAUCUACAUGAUCUUCAGCGGACCCCUCCUCUCGGACUUCGCCCGCAGCCUGCCGUGCUGCCGCCGGCUCAGGAGCAAGUUCAGCCACCAGGACUCGGACAGCAGCAGCCGGCGGACCACGCUGCUGUCCCGCCUGCAGGCUCCGCGCCUUUCAGAGCCGUUCAGAGACUUGAACUCCAACCCUGGGAAACACGGUCAGCAGGUCCCGUCCACAUCCUGACCCCCGGGUCACUGGGAACAUGGGUUCACCUGCUGGUUUGCAGCGGUGAAGGAAGGUGACCUCCUCUGAGGGCGCGGUCACAGAGACAGUGUGUCCACGUUGGUUCGAUCCACAGUGGAAACUCAGCGGCAGGUUCUGAUGCUGGUUCGUUUCCGUUCACGUUCUCACUGGAGAUCAAAACGACUCCGGUCACUUUCACUUCAGAUAUUUACACUUUGUUCUCGUGCUCGUUGUUGUGAUCGUGUCAAAUAGAUGAAAUAUGACUGAAUGUGAGCAUCUGUCCGCACUGAGAUUCAUUUUGAGACGCAAGAGGAAACUACUGGUGUGUGUCAAACGUCCACACUCGAGUCCUAACGGGGUCGUUUCCUGUUGAGUUGAGUGAAGUGGAGACGGACUGAUCAGCUGCGGGAAGCGAGAAUAAACUUGUGAAAGCAACAAAUGAGACAUUGUAUAAAAUGUAAAUUACUGCAUCUGGUUGUAUUUACUUGUAGAUCUGGUUUAGAUUUUAAUGUCAAGUUUACAAGCUUAAUUUUUUGAGCACUUCAUCUGUGACAUGAAUUUUCCUUUUCUCCCUUCGUUCAUGUGUGAGCCACUGAUCUCAGGACGGAGGUCUGGACCUCGUCCAAGAAACCUCCGGCUCUGGAGACUUAACAGGAUCAACUCAGUUUGUUUUGGUUUUUCGUGGAAGUUAUUCACAGCGAGAUAUCGUUGAUCCUUUACACACAUUUAAUGUUUUUACUGAAACAAUCAUUAGUAUUCUUUUUGACCUGAGACGCUUUUAUCUGAGAAAUGUGCGUCUUCUCGCUCCGUGUCAGUUUGAAACGACUCUGCAUCUCAACAUUAUAGGAAAUGUACGAGUUCUGGAUACAUAACAGACAUAUGAUCAGUUUCUGUGUCGACAUCAUGAACUCGUGAGCAAACAGCUUCUCCACAUCCAGCAGUGAAGAGACGACUCACGUGGACUUUGUGUCCAGCUGAUCGCUCUCAGCCUCUUUUAGCUCUUUUUGGUCUCCACCACCUCCUGAGGGACACAUCCGGCUCUGCAGCUGCUAAACGCUCCAGGUAGUUCACCUGCCAGAUUCUCUCUAAUGUAGAUAAGAGUGUUUACAUAUCACACACUGAAUCAUCAGCCGCCUGUCACCACCAGCUGAUCCAGACUGGAAAAGACCCGGUCCAUCGUCAGUGGUCACAAACAAAUCCAGUUCAGAAUCAUCUCAACCUGUCAGAAACCAUCAAACAAUCAUAAUAAACGUCUUUAAACGUCGGAGAGCUUCUACCUCCACUGCAACAAGACAAGAAACUGGAUUCAGAGAACGUUUCAUUAUAAAAGAACAUUAAUCUGUUCAUGCAGAUUCAUCUCCUACAUCUCACUCAGUUGCACGUUAACAUCAGUCACUUUGACCGUUCGAUAGAAAAGAUCAAUCUAUUAAUCAAUAUACAGGAUGUUAAUGAGAAUUUAAACUGCACUUUUCUUUAAAUAUAUAAACAAUAUUAGGUGGUGAAUAUUCAUGUUUGAGUUGAUGUGUUUAUAACUUGCACACACACACACGUGUGAUGGAGUUUAUAACAGCUCAGCUUUACUCUCCCUGUCGUUGUUGUAAAGUGUAAAGUUGUUUUUUUAGUAACGUAACGUUUUCUGUCCCACUGUUAAAUGUUCUAAUAUUACACACACACAUAUAUACAUAUAUAUAUAUAUAUUGCACAUGUAAAUAAAAGUUAUUCCUUCGUAUCUCCCAAAGACUGUUUUCUGCCCAGCAUGUUCAGGAACACACGUGACCUGUUUUAAACGUUGUGUUUUUCUGGUACUGUCAACCUUUGCAUUAUUCCAACUUCCCCUCUAGCGCCACCGUCAGGUCAAAUAUGUAAUCUGUAAAAUAUUUUUAGUACAUGAACAACGGUUAAGUAUAAAAUAAAAUGCUACAGAGA